ACAGAAACAGUGCGGCUGAUUUCUUUCUUUCAGUAAACUGUUUUAUUCUCCUCGGAAAGUUGGCGAAUGUUGUCGCUUCUGCAGCCUCAGGUGGUCUCCAUCCUAGAGACACUUGUGAAGGCCACGGUGCUAAAAAUGGACAGAGUUCUGGAUGAAUCUCUGUUGAAGUUUACAGAGAGCGACUCUCUCAGCACAGCGGCCGGGUUUAAGGCUCAGUUGAAUGCUGUCCUAGAAAUGCAAGUAAAGGAAGCGGUGGAGAAGAUCUGUAGGCUCUUCAGUGACACCUCAGCAGUUUUACAUCGGCGUUUAACUCAAAGGCAGAUUGCACACAAUAACCUCAAGAGGAAACAGAAGCCGGUGGCAAAAAGACAUAAAACUGUGUCACAAAGGAAGCAAGGACAUCAUGAAAGACCCAAAGGGCAUCCAACAGCCUCUGAGGAAUCAGUUUCUGCUUUCUCACAAAGUUGGAGAGAAGAGGAGCACCAAAAUAUUGAGAAUCCUGAGAUCAUGAUUACCUCAGUCUCAACAUUACAGCAGACAACCAGAAUGAGUGAAUUUAUAGACAUUGAAGAAGAGAGGCCGGAACAGACCUUAGAAAAUGCUAUCGACAUUGGAAAAUCAGGGGAAAAUAGUGAAGAAGAACACAUCUGCAGGUCAGAAGAGGUUGAUGUUCCUUCUGAAAUGAUAUGGAAGGAAGCAAUUGCAGUUACAGCUUUAAAUGAUGUGAGACAGACAAGGCAUAUAAAGGCACAAACUAGAUACUGGAAAAGAGAAAGUAAGCUCCAUUGUAAGAACUGCAAAAGAACCUUCAGCAAGUUGAUUCAUCUUAGAGCACACAAGGCUCUCCAUGCUGCUGUGGAGAAACCCCUUAGCUGUUGCCAAAGUGGUGAGACUUUCAUUCAUCAGAGGCAUCCAAGACAUCAUGAAAGAUUUUGUAGCAUGACAAUAUGCGCAAAAGGUAAAACUUAUGGAGAGAUCUGCAAAAGACCUCAUUCUCUUCAGAAACACAUGAUGGCAAACUCAGUGAAGAAGCAGCAUAGCUGUGACACGUGUGGGAAGACCUUUGCCUGUCUUUCUAAUCUGCACAGACACCAGAGGAUCCAUACAGGGGAGAAACCAUUUACCUGCCAGACGUGCGGGAGAAGUUUCAACCAGCUGAACACACUAAAGUCUCACGAACGAAUUCACACAGGUGAGAAACCUUACGUGUGCAAAUCAUGUGGGAAAGGAUUCAGCCAGCCCAAUGGGCUGAGGCUACACGACGGCCGGCACGUAGGACAGAACGGCUUCACCUGUGUCGUCUGUGGGAUGGAGUCAGGUUGCAUGGCUGCUUUGGAGAUGCACCUUAGGACUCACCUGGGGGAGACCAUCUCAUGUAGCUCCUGUGGAGAAAGCAUCAGUUCUCUGAACAGCCUGCAGAAUCACCAGAACCAACAUGGUGGUAGCAAAUCUCACAGAUGUGGCAUCUGUAAAAAAUCCUUCCGAAGUGCUGGCAACUUGAAAAUUCACGAAAGGACUCAUACUGGAGAAAGGCCCUAUAGCUGCUCAGUGUGCGGCAGAACGUUCACCCAACAGAACAGCCUCAAAUCUCACCAGCUGUCCCAUACUGGGGAAAGGCCUUUCAGCUGCGAUGUGUGCGGCAAGGGCUUUUCCUCUGCAGGGAAUCUCCGCAGACAUCAGCGCGUACACACUGGACAGAAGCCUUACAGCUGUAAUGUCUGUGAGCGCAGUUUUACCCAGCUAAACACGCUAAAAGCUCACAUGUAUAUACACACAGGCGAGAAACGGUACACUUGUGACAAGUGUGGUAGGAGUUUUGGUUAUCAGAGAAACUUGAAAAGCCAUAAAUGUGCAUAUGACCGGUGAAAUGUUCUCUUAUACACCACAAGUCAGUUAUUGUGCAAAAGUCAGAGAUCAAUUUCCAGGUAAAAUAGCCAUAAAGGACAAGAUACUUAAAAGGAGAAUGAGUGACUCUUAACAAAUGUGCAAGACCUGGUAGAGCACCAGAACUGUUACCAUCAGAGAAACAGUACUUUCAUCUUUGAGAGUGAAGAGAAAAUAAAACUCCUCUCUUGCUUUAAAAAAAUACCUGUCCAUCGCUGUGGGUCUGAAAGGAUGUGUAGUUGUCAAGAAUCCAUUACUGAGAAAACUUGGCAAAUUAAACAAAGAUCAAAGGCCUCUCUACCCCAGAACUCAAUUUCACUGAAUGUGUUUGAGAUUACUUGAAUCAUAAGAGGCAGAAAAUGCAACCCAUAUCUGAGAGUGGUCUUUGGAGGUGUGGAAAAAUAUCCCUGCAGAUUUCUUUGAAAAACAGAGAGCAACUUCUGUGGAACUUUAAAGUACCCUAUUGCAUUGUGCAAACUGCAUGUCUGAGUCAUCACACUUGCCUCAAACCACAGUGAGUGGUUAAAUAAUCUCAAAUAGACUUGCAUAUGUAGUUCUUAAAAGUCUUUGGCAUAAUGUUGUCAAUAAAAAUCAAUAAAAGUCAGUGCAAUUCUCCUCAUAACUCCAGUGCAAAAUGAAGCAAACCUCAUGUUGUUUUUGAUGUUUGUUAUGUAAAAGAGACAGUGCAAAAGCUCAGUAUACUGAAGAAGCUCCAUGAAUUCUCUCUUAACCCUCUUAAUGCAAGGGAAAUAUGAAAAGAAUAUAUAGUGGUUGUGUGAAUUAAUAAAGCACAAAAUAGUUCUCUU
Pygocentrus nattereri (red-bellied piranha) is the source of this 2690-nucleotide messenger RNA. Its product is annotated as gastrula zinc finger protein XlCGF57.1. Gene Ontology annotation, biological process: regulation of transcription by RNA polymerase II. Gene Ontology annotation, molecular function: RNA polymerase II cis-regulatory region sequence-specific DNA binding; DNA-binding transcription factor activity. Lineage: Eukaryota; Metazoa; Chordata; Actinopteri; Characiformes; Serrasalmidae. The record is from RefSeq and is a predicted model, not a curated record. The transcript has 4 exons. The coding region runs from base 67 to 1866 and encodes 599 amino acids.